Messenger RNA from Closterium sp. NIES-65, 897 nucleotides. The record is from the annotation of a GenBank genome assembly. NCBI's taxonomy places the organism in Eukaryota, Viridiplantae, Streptophyta, Zygnematophyceae, Desmidiales, Closteriaceae.
AUGAAAGGGCUGGAGGAGAGUAGCUUUAGCGUCUCUGAGGUGGUGGUGGGCAAGGGCGAGUGCUACGCGCGCGAGGAGGAGAGCGCGGUGGUGGACGACAUGGUCAAGCUGGCGUACCUGCACGAGCCGGGCGUGCUGCACAACCUCAUGCAGCGCUACCACCGCAACCUCAUCUAUGUGCGUAAGGGGAGGGGGGAAGGGGCAUCCCGUACAUGUGCUGUGACGUACACGGGCAGCAUCCUGAUAGCGGCGAACCCCUUCAUGCGUCUGCCGGGCAUCUACGAUCGGGACAUGCGCGACGCCUACCGGGGGCAGCCACUGGGCGAGCUCAGCCCCCACGUGUUUGCCAUCGCUGACAACGCUUACAGGUGGGGGUGGGGGUAUGGUGCAAAGUUUUACCGUGCUGAGCACAUGGGCAAGCUCAUCCCACCCCCUCGUGCCCCCUCCCCUCGUGCCCCCUCCCCUUGUGCCCCCUCCCCUCGUGCCCCCUCCCCUCGUGCCCCCUCCCCUCGUGCCCCCUCCCCUCAUGCCCGCCCCCUCGUGCCCGCCCCCUCAUGCCCGCCCCACCAUCUCCGCCCCCCCUCCCAUGCCCGCCCCACAUGCAUUCCCUCGGCGGAGCGCAGAGCGAUGCGCGAGGAGCGGCGCAGCCAGUCGAUUUUGAUCAGCGGGGAGAGCGGGGCGGGCAAGACGGAGACGACGAAGCUGGUGAUGGAAUACCUGGCGUCCGUGGGGGGGCGCGCGGACAGCGAUGGCGAGCGCAGCAUUGAAAACCAAGUGCUGGAGGUGAGCAAGGGUGGGAAGGGCUUACAAGAAGCUUGGGGCGAGACUUCAGAGGGGGACGGAGGGGUAGGGCUGUGGAAACGGGAGGGGGAGGGUGGGUGGGGGGAGUGGGAGUAA